Molecule: messenger RNA, 3480 nt
Organism: Rotaria socialis
Lineage: Eukaryota; Metazoa; Rotifera; Eurotatoria; Philodinida; Philodinidae
Source: the annotation of a GenBank genome assembly
AUGGCUGCGACGAAUUAUGUUGUUACAGUUCAGCGGCCUACGCUUGUAACAGCACUUGCAACAGGCUAUUUUACAUCGCCAAAUGAAUUCAAUUUAAUUGUUGCUAAAAAUACACAUUUUGAAAUCUAUAUUAUUGGCUCGGAGGGUCUUAAACUAGUCAAAGAUGUUUGUCUCUAUGGUAGAAUCAAUAUACUCAAAUGCUUUCGUUUAUCUAACAUGAACAAAGAUGUUGUGUUCAUUUUGACUGAAAAAAAUCAUGGAAUGAUAUUAGAUUGUCGAAAAGCUGACAACGAUCAAUAUGAAAUAUUAACAAAAUAUCAUGGUUUAUUAAAGGAUACUGGCCGACGUUCAAUUCGAUCGCCUAUAUGUACCAUUGACACAAAACAUGGACUUAUUUUAUUGCGUCUAUUAGAAGGAGUUAUAAAAGUUAUUUAUCUCAAAGAUUUAUCUUCUCAAGAAACUGUAUCAAAAACUCUAGAAGCCUAUAAUAUCAAAAUUGAUGAACAAAAUAUAAUCGAUAUCCAAUUUUUAACUGAUCAUCAAAAACCAACAUUUAUAAUUUUACAUACACGUAAACCAGAAUGGUACUAUCUGAGUGACACUGAACCCGAAGAAUAUUUUUUACAUACAUAUGAAAUCGACUUAAAAGAACGUGUGUUAUCAAGAUUAAGUUGGAAAGAAAAAAUAACAAACUCGGAAGCAUCAUUUCUUAUUCCGAUUGGAAGAGAUGAGUUUAGUUGUAUAGUUAUUGGCCGAAACUCUAUAGGAAUAUGUAAAGAAAAUGGUCAAAUACUAAAUAUUGAAUCACCGCUACUUGAGGAAACAACAUCUUUAAUAAGUUAUUGUCCGAUUGAUGAUGAUCGUCGAUAUUUAAUCAGUGAUGAUAGGGGUAGACUCUAUGUACUUAUUCUCGAAGGCAAUACACAAGAUGAAAACUCAACGAUAACAAUAACUGACAUGAAAUUAAAUCUUCUUGGCGAAACAUCAAUUAGUCAAUAUAUAGUUUAUUUAGAUAACAGUGUUGCUUUUAUUGGAUCCUAUUUUGGUGAUGGUCAACUUAUUCGACUUCUGUCGGAGCCACAAAAUGGUAGUCAUUUAGAAAUGCUUGAAUCAUAUACAAAUCUUGGACCUAUUCUUGAUAUGUGCCUUAUUGAUCUAUUGCGACAAGAUCGACAAUUAGUAACAUGUUCAGGAAAUUCAAAAGAUUCAUCAUUGCGCUUCAUUCGAACUGGUAUUGGCAUUCAUGAACAUGCAUCCAUUGAUUUACGAAAUAUAAAAGGAAUUUGGGCAUUGAAAAUCGAUAAUCAAUUUGAUAAUCAUCUUGUUGUGGCAUUUUUCGACCAAACAAGAUUAUUUCAUUUGCAAAAUGAUGAAAUUGAGGAAAUCGAAUUACCAGCAUUCGAUUUUCAACAUCAAACAUUAUUUUGUACUAAUGUUACAUCUAAUCAAUAUAUACAAAUAACAACCUAUUCAAUACGUCUAAUCGGUAAUAAUGGUCAAAAUUUAUUUGUCGAAUGGAGAAAUGAAAAUAAUGAAAUCACAGUUGCUUCAUCAAAUACAACACAAUGUGUAUGCGCUAGUGGAAAUCAAUUAUUCUAUUUUGAAAUUGGUCCUGCAAGUUUACAAGAAAUCAGUAAAUGUCAAUUGCCAUAUAAUAUCGCUUGUUUGGAUGUGACACCAAUAAAUUCGCGAGAUGAACGAAGUAAUCUUUGUGUUAUUGGCCUUUGGACACAAAUAUCUGUUUGGGUAUGUCGAUUACCAACACUGGAUAUUCUACAUCAAGAAUCAUUAACAUCGGAUACAUUACCGCGAUCGGUUGUAAUGAUAACAUUCGAUUCACAGCCCUAUGUUUUUGUUUCAUUAGCUGAUGGUCCUAUUGUUUAUUUUUUACUCGAUGUUGAACAGGGCUUAUUAUAUGAACGAAAAAAAGUUCCAUUAGGUACAAAACCUACAACACUAACCAUCUGUCAGCAUACAGAUUUAUCUUCAACAUCAAAUAAUACAUCUAUAUCACGUACCGUUCUAUUUGCUUGCAGUGAUCAUCCAUCGGUCAUAUCAUCAUCAAAUAAUAAACUUGUUUUUUCAUCUGUAAAUCUACGUGAAAUUGUUUGUAUGUGUUCAUUUAAUUCAGAAUAUUAUGGGCCAAGCUUAACAUUAGUUACUGAUAUGGGCGUCAUAUUAGGUCGAAUUGAUGAUAUACAAAAGUUACAUGUACGUUCAUUGGGCUUAGGUGAAGCGGUGCAACGUAUCGAUUAUUUAGACGAAGAAAAAAUUUAUAUUAUUUUAACACAUUAUAUGGAUACUUAUAAAAAUGAUAGUAGUGUACCUAUUAGUCAACAAGCAUAUCAAAGAAUAGAUUGUAAAACUACAAUAGAAAAAAUUAAAGACGUAACACAACAACAGCUCGACGACAUGUUUGACUCGAUUGUUAUACUUGAUCAACAUACACAUGAAGCACAUGCAUCUGUAAAACUAUUAAAUAGUGAAGCAGCAACUAGUCUAUGUGUGAUAACAUUUACUGAAGAUCCUACAACGCCCUAUAUUGCCGUUGGUACAACAAUUGUAUUAGACGAUGAAGAUACGCCAAGAUCUGGUCGAAUAGUUUUAUUUCGUUAUAUGAAUGGUCAAAUAACUAUGAUUUCAGAAAAAGAAGUCAAUGGUCCACCGUUUCGAAUGUUACCAUUUCAAGGCAAAUUACUUGUUGCAAUUGGUAAUUCUGUUCGAUUGUAUAAGUUUUCGUUGGAAAAUCAUGAAUUAAUACAAUUAGCAAAAACAUCUGUGGAUUAUGUCGAAUGUUUACAAUUAAAAGUUAAAGAUGAUUUUAUUCUAUUCGGUGAUUUAAUGAAAUCAUUAACAGUACUUCGUUAUAAUGCUGACGAAAAGAAAUUUGAAAAUAUUGCAAAUGAUCCUCGUCCACAAUGGACAAAAGCAUGUGAAUUCAUUGAUGAUGAUACAUUUCUAUGCGCAGAAGACGGCGGUAAUUUAGUUUCAUGUCAUAAAAAUAGUGGCUCAACAAAAGAACAAGAAAGAAAUAUUUUAAAUGAACUUGGACUAUAUCAUUUAGGAGAAGAAAUUAAUCUAUUUCGACGAGGUUCCCUUGUGACACAACAUGCAGCUGAAUCGUCUAUUGCUAUUGAUACAUGUAUUCUAAUGGGUGCUAUAUCUGGCUAUAUUGGACUUCUUCUUCAACUCCCACCACCAUUAUAUCAAUUACUUAUGUCAUUACAAUUAGUACUAGCUAAAUAUGUACCAAGUGUUGGCAAAAUUGAACAUGGUACAUGGCGUUCAUUUGAAUCUGAUGAGCGUUCGGACGUUUCAUGUGGUUUUGUGGACGGUGAUCUUAUUGAAACAUAUCUUGAUUUACCAAAAACUGUGCAACAGGAGCUUAUCAAAGAGCUACAUGGAGAAAAUAAUGUUCAAUUGAAUACAUCUGUUGAAGAGCUAGUCAAAAUAAUUGAAGAACUUGCGCGAAUACAUUGA